CCGCUAGCCGCAGCCGCCGCCCGCCGCCGCACACAUCACCUCAGUCGGUGCGCGCCAGUCGACCCGGCCUGACGUACCGUCCGUGCGAGGCAAAGCUCCCUGUAGCGAGCAGCGAGCCGACCGGAGGCUUCGCAGUCAACCACCAGUAAGCAGGACGCAAGCACACAACUCGUCGUGUUUUACACCGACCGGUGCGACCAUAUCUUUCGAGAGAGUAUUUCUCAUUGGAACUCCUGGAAUGUUCGGCAUCAACAGCUUCCGCAACGCCGCCAGCAGCCAGCCAGGAGAUGAGGAUGACACCUGCUCGACCUCAUCGUCGGACUCCGACAUGGAAUUCGGAAACAAGUACACGAAGUACAGUGAAGAAACUAGUACUGAUGGGAGGAUUCAACAAGAACUAGAGGACCCGGUUGAGAGCGAGGAUGGUGUGAAGAUUGUGUUUAAACACAAAUGCAAUAAGCACCCAGAGGCGUUUAUUGCGGCCAUCACUAAAGCCAAGAAAAUCAAGUCUCUGAGUUUGAUGCCUCUAGGGCUCGGUAUGUCCUGCACCAGCACAAAUACAGACAAGGUCGAGCGCGUUCUACAGGCUUUGGAGGCGGGUACGAGCGACGUCUUGGAACUGGAAUUGUUAGAUGCGGACUGGGCACACUCCUUGGACGGCAGUGACCGCUUGGUGCGCCUGCUGAAGAAGUACUCCGACAGUCUGCGCAGCGUGCACCUGACGAGCCGCCUUCUCGUACAGCCCAACAGGAAGGACAAGAAGUGGACUGUUCUAAAGGUGCUUUCUCGAAUGCCUCACCUGGAGCGCCUGCAGAUCUACUACUGUGCCCCGAAUUUGUACUUCGACACGUACCGCGGCGAGUUUAAACCAACCGAAGACUUGAGGAGCCCCAAGCGUCCUGCUUUUCCGGCCCUGAAGGAGAUCGAGCUCGGUUUGUCUAUCUAUUGGUUCCGCCAGCAGUUCCUCUACGCAAUGCUUCCCCUCCACGACAGCAGCAUAACGGACCAUGAGUAUGAGGACAUUUGCGGAGGUGAUCGUGAGGAAGAAAAGGAAGCUAUGUUAUCGGAUAUCCUGCAUUACAAAGCUGAUAUUAUCACCGGCCUUAAGAUGGCCUGCUUUGGAGAGACGACUUACAGACUGCCCAUACUGGACCUUUUUGCUGAGCUGCCCAAUUUACGGGAGAUUUACCUCAAGGUGGAGCACGUCGACGUGACCGAGAACUUAAAAACAUUAGAACAAGUUACUCUUCUCUUUGUGGAACCUAAGAAGUCAGUGGUCUCCGACGCUGUGGCUGUGAUUGCUCGCUCGGCCGCGUGGGCUGCACUGCGGUCUCUUCUGCUCGAGGUGCCCGUCCAAGUCGUCAAAAAGGUUGCUUCUGACUGGAACAGAGUUCUGGCUGCCGUCGCCGCUCAGUGCACCGAACUGCGCAAGCUGGUAGUGGCGGGAAAAGGCUGGGACAAACCUACGCUCUUCUCGCUUCUCCAAAACAACGUGAAUCAUAUCGAGCAGGUGGACGUGAGCGCGUGCGACCAGCUCCUCCCGGAGCACCUGGCGCUGCUGCGUGACGCGCCCGCCCUGCGCAGCAUCAAGCUGCGGCGCCACGAGCAAGCCGCCGCCGCCAGCCGCCCGGCCCAGCAGGGGCACCGGAAGAAGAGGGGCGGCAAGAAGAACAAGAAGAAGCCGCGGGCUGCCGCCGCGCCUGCCGCGCCUGCCGCGCCCGUCCCCCUCGAGGACACGCUGGGUCCCGCGGAGAAGGCCUGCCACGAGGCCUGGAAGGGGCGCGGCGUCGACGUGCAGUGGCUCUAAGUACUGCAUGCUGCAUUGCCCUGUCAGCUAAUGUGACUUUCUCCCAGGAUAAUUUCAUUUUUUGCAUUUUUUUUCAAGUGACGUUAUACACGUCGUGAUGAAGGUUACAUAAUUUUUUGGUCUUUAGGGGCCGUAUAUCUAAUAAUUUCGAUUUAGGACAUCCGUCUAUUAGUUCUAUUUAUGGAGCAUUUACGAUAUGUUCUGUAGUAGUUUGCAGUUCUCUUUGAGUGUUACUUCCAUUUAUUUAAGUAAAGGUAUACACUAGAAAAAUAAACUGAUUAAACGGUACUGUGCAA
This is a messenger RNA of Frankliniella occidentalis (western flower thrips), 2103 nucleotides long. RefSeq lists its product as uncharacterized. NCBI's taxonomy places the organism in Eukaryota, Metazoa, Arthropoda, Insecta, Thysanoptera, Thripidae. The record is from RefSeq and is a predicted model, not a curated record.